AUUCAUUCAUUUGCUUAGGACACGAGUCGUUAUAGUUGCCGAAUUUGUACUAUUAGAAUUUCCAAAUUUUCACAUAAUUUUUAGUGUAGCCAGGUGUAGAACGUAGUUUAAAAUCGACAAAGAUAUUUUAGAACAAUGACAGACGUUGCGAAAAAGGUUCAAGAGUAUAAAGAUUCUCUGAAGCAAAAGGCUGAACAUUUAAUAAUAAAGGGAUUUCCAGAAAAGAUAGUCAAAUUAAAUGAAUUGUUAGAAACGCCAAGUUUUCAGAAUCGUGAUUUCGCUGAUGUUCAUCAGGAUUUAAACAUUCCAGUACCUCCACCAGUUUCGACAGUGAAUGAGCCGAAUUCUAAACGUCCUAGAUUGGAUUCAUCAGAAGUGUCUAGCAACACUACAUUAGAGGGAACUCGGGUAUAUGCUUUGCCAAAUGGGACAGUUCCGUGCAAUAAACCAUUGUGUGACCUCAUACAUCUUGUCAAACCUCAUAUAAGGGAACUUGUUGAAGACUCUAAUUUAUUAAAAAUGUGGAUUUCAUUUAUGAUUCCAAAAAUUGAAGACGGUAACAACUUUGGUGUAUCAAUACAAGAGGACACGCUUGCUGAAAUACAGUCUGUGGAGUCAGAGGCGGCUGCAUUUUUUGACCAAAUCUCAAGAUAUUUCAUCUCACGAGCAAAGAUUGUAUCUAAAGUUGCCAAAUAUCCACACAUUGAUGACUAUAGAAGAGCAGUAAGAGAAUUGGACGAAAAAGAGUAUCUUUCACUUUGGCUGGUGAUGUGUGAGAUCCGCAACCGUUACUGUUCACUGCAUGAUAUUGUUAUCAAGAACCUUGAGAAGAUUAAGAAACCACGUUCCUCUAAUGCAGAGUCUUUAUACUAGACCACCUCAAUCUCUAUUAGUGUAUAUUUAGUUACAUGCAAUUGUAAGAAUAAUUCCCUGUGAAUUUAAGAGUAACUCUGAAGUUUUCUUUGUCUUCAAAUUUUAUGUUCACUAGUAUAUUUAUGAAGAGAGUACAUAUUCACAAAUGAUAUUGAUGCAUUGUCUAUGAAAUAGAUCAGUAUUAUAGAAGUUUCAAAUAACUAUGUUGUUCUAAAUAAUUGCUUUGAAAGAACUGUAUCCAAAUUCUAUAUUCAGUGGUGCAAGAUUGUAACAAUGUCUGCAACUUAUUAGAUUUUCGAGUAUAUUAGUGAACAAAAACUUGAUCCUGAGAUUGUAUUGUUUUAUAGCAAUCUGAUGCAUUAUUAUAUGAAUUGAGAGACUUGACUUUUUUAAGUGUAGUUGACAAUGUUCUUACAUAUAGAUUAAAUUUUCUAUUAUGACUAAUAGCUGCAUAAAAGAAGUGUUUAACACUUACUCUUGACGAUAUGGUUGGUUAAUGUAACAGAAUGCUGUAAAAUUAUACUAAAUGACGUUAAUUGGUAUGAUGUCCCAAACUACUUAUAACAUUUUUUUUUUAUUUAAACUCAAAAUAUAUGGCAUAAUCUCAUAGACGAUAGCGUUACCCUUGUAAGUUUGAUGAAUGGACCUAAUUUAUUUUUAUUCGAAAAUUUCAGUUGUAAAGUGCCUAUAAAGUUUCGAGAAUUCCCAUCUACUUUUAAAGUGAUAUGAAUUGGCUGUUAGUCAACCUUCAUUAAUUAUUAUGUACCCAAUGUCAAUAAUAAAAAACAUUUUUAUGAAUGUGUAGUUGGCAGUUUUUGUUUUCAAUACGUAUCUACUGCAUUGAAUGUUUUUAUAUAUUUAUUUAAUUAUUUAAUAUUUAUUGCCUAAUUUAAAGUACACAAGUGGCGAAAUUGAUGCCAAAAAGGUAUUCUGUCCCAAUCAUCAACUAAGA
Messenger RNA from Diatraea saccharalis (sugarcane borer), 1825 nucleotides. NCBI's taxonomy places the organism in Eukaryota, Metazoa, Arthropoda, Insecta, Lepidoptera, Crambidae. The record is from the annotation of a GenBank genome assembly.